GUGUGGGGGACCUGGGAGCGGGGUAAACGGAGCUCUCGGCGCUCUGAGCGUUUCGCUCUCCCCGAAAAUCCUUGCAAGGAGUUGUUGUGCGCCCACACAAACAAGACCUUCUCAAGCAUCCCGGGCACGUAGUAGUUCGUGUGGGGGUGGUGGAGAGAAUGCCAACAUUUUGUAGGUGAAAAUUCUGCUCCUGAAGGGAUUCCCGCUGAGAGUGCUGGGGGAGGCGGGGCAAGGGGACGAAACGAGGACGCCCAGGAGAGUGCCACGCUCUGGGAGCCGAUCCAGCUUGGGUGCUCCGGGUUGGGUGGCGGAGGAGGUGGGGCCAGGGCGGCGCGCAGAAAUAGGGCUUCGGGCGGCGGAGCGCCGCCAUCCACCAGUACAGUCUCCUGCCCGGAGCCAGUUCCCACGGAGGCUGGGGUGGUGCAGUGCGGGACGCUCGCAGGGAUCCUUACUCCCCAAGGGCCUCGAGGUGAGUGCCGGGAGGCGGCGGCGCUGAUUCUGCCGGGCCGGGCUCCGCGCCUCGGCUCCAGGAGCUGCCAACCGAGUGCCCGGGGACAGGGACAGCCGUCGCACUCGGACCUCCGCCGGGACCCCUUCCGAAAGGGUGCGCGCAGCCAUGGAGGGCGCAGAGCUGGUGGGGAAGAUGCUUUUCACCUGGCUGACGCUGGUGCUCGGCCUCAUCCUCCUGCCUUCGGCCUUCGGGGUGUCUCUGGGCAUCUCCGAGAUGUACAUGAAGAUCCUGGUGAAAACGUUAGAGUGGGCCACGUUACGAAUUGAAAAAGGAGUCCCAAAGGAGUCAGUUCUUAAAAACUCAGCUUCUGUUGGUAUUAUCCAAAGAGACAAGUCACCAAUGGAAAAAGGGCUCUCUGGUCUCCGAGGAAGGGACUUUGAGCUGUCUGAUGCAUUUUAUUUCUCCAAGAAGGGAUUGGAAGCCAUUGUGGAAGAUGAAGUGACCCAGAGGUUCUCCUCAGAGGAGCUAGUGUCAUGGAAUCUCCUCACAAGGACCAAUAUAAAUUUCCAGUACAUCAGUCUGCGGCUCACCAUGGUGUGGGUGCUGGGCGUCAUAAUACGCUACUGUGUCCUAUUGCCUCUGAGGGUUACCUUGGCUUUCAUUGGGAUCAGCUUGUUGGUUAUUGGAACGACACUGGUUGGGCAGCUUCCAGACAGCAGUUUAAAAAACUGGCUAAGUGAGCUGGUCCACCUGACCUGCUGCCGGAUCUGUGUGCGCGCCCUCUCUGGGACCAUUCAUUAUCACAACAGGCAGUACAAACCCCAGAAGGGAGGCAUUUGUGUUGCCAACCAUACCUCCCCAAUAGAUGUUUUGAUCUUAACAACAGAUGGAUGCUAUGCUAUGGUUGGGCAGGUUCAUGGUGGAUUGAUGGGAAUUAUUCAGAGAGCUAUGGUUAAGGCUUGCCCACAUGUCUGGUUUGAACGCUCAGAAAUGAAGGAUCGACACCUGGUUACUAAGAGACUACGAGAACACAUUGCUGAUAAGAAAAAAUUACCCAUAUUAAUCUUUCCUGAAGGAACUUGUAUCAAUAAUACUUCAGUCAUGAUGUUUAAAAAGGGAAGCUUUGAAAUUGGAGGAACCAUAUAUCCAGUUGCAAUUAAGUAUAACCCUCAGUUUGGUGAUGCCUUUUGGAACAGUAGUAAAUACAACAUGGUGAGCUACCUGCUUCGAAUGAUGACCAGCUGGGCCAUCGUCUGUGAUGUGUGGUACUUGCCUCCCAUGACGAGAGAGGAAGGAGAAGAUGCAGUCCAGUUUGCUAACAGGGUUAAGUCUGCUAUUGCUAGACAAGGAGGAUUGACUGAGCUUCCCUGGGAUGGUGGGUUGAAGAGAGAUAAGGUGAAGAACACUUUUAAGGAAGAGCAGCAGAAGAACUACAGCAAGAUGAUUGUUGGCAAUGGAUCUCUCAACUCUGAAUCGGACUGACUGCCACCCUGGAGAUAAAGCUUGGCUUCCCAGACUAGCCCUUAGAAUGGGAGUGUGUGUGUGUGUGUGUGUGUGUGUGUGUGUGCGUGUGUAUUUUGGGGGGAAUUGUUUUGUUUUAUUGUUUGUUUUUUUAUUGUAAAUAUUUUCUACUGGAUGAUUGUCUCUACCUUUUUAUGCCAGAGGCAGAACCCUUUGGUGUCCUUUUGUUGUUGUUGGAGCAUUAGCCUCCUGGAUGGUAGUUGACUGAGUUUAAACAGAUUCUGCCUUCUGUACGAUGAUUCUGUCAUUGAAUGAAUACUUCUACAGGAAAAAGUACUUGAAAAACAUUUUUGGAACUCUUUGUGUUUGGAGUCAUUGAUACGGUCAUUCUCAAAAAGUAUCCCAAACUCUUUUUUUCCUGAUUAGCUUUCUCAUGCCAUUUUUAAACUCUUCCUUCAGACUCUUAAACAGUGGGGUGAGGUUAGCAUCAUGGCUAUGCUCUCCUGCAAGCCUGAAAAGAAAAAUGGAGGUCAGUAUUUAGGAGAAAGGACAACUCCAUGUCAUCUGACCUGAAAGCCGAAUGACAAUGUUAAUAUUUUUUACUAGUGUGUUUGGAGAGAAAUACCAGAUGGUGAGUUUUACCAAAGAGAAGUGAGUCCAAGUUACUGUGUGAGUGGGUUUAUAUGUAGACACGUUGCCAAUAAAUACAUUUAGCUAGAAACUGGUGAUAAUGUUUUUAGUUUUCCUGGUUUGUAUGCUAAAGAUAUGCAACUAGCACCUCUCCCAUCUACUAUAACCAAACACAUUUCAAAUAGGAGGAUCCUUUUAUAAUAACAACAAAAAUCA
Myotis davidii is the source of this 2758-nucleotide messenger RNA. It is a transcript of the gene GPAT3, whose product is annotated as glycerol-3-phosphate acyltransferase 3. Gene Ontology annotation, molecular function: glycerol-3-phosphate O-acyltransferase activity. The coding region runs from base 617 to 1933 and encodes 438 amino acids. The transcript is spliced from 13 exons. The record is from RefSeq and is a predicted model, not a curated record. Gene Ontology annotation, cellular component: endoplasmic reticulum. Gene Ontology annotation, biological process: triglyceride biosynthetic process. Lineage: Eukaryota; Metazoa; Chordata; Mammalia; Chiroptera; Vespertilionidae.